AUGAAGGAUAAAGAGACCUUACUGGAAGAGGUGAACCAAGCUGUUGAUGGCAUGUCAGAGGAAAGAACUAAAUUAGAAGAAGAUCUAGCACAGGCUAAGCUGGAUGUCACCAGUCUUACCCAGGACAAAGCUCAACUUGAACAAGAAAAUGAAAGGUUGAUGGAGCGGAUAGGGGCUGUUGAACAUCACCAGCAAGCCCAGAAACAGCUUGACAGUGCUAUGCAUGAGAUGUUAGAGAGUAAAAACAGAUUAGCAUAUGACAAGGGAAGACUACAAACAAGGACUAAUGGUGACCUUGCUGCAGCAAAGAUUCAGAUUCAACGACUAGAAAGUCAACUCAAACAGAUUAAUUCACAGGCUGAGCGGAAAGAAAAAGACUUCAGCAUGGCUAUUGAUGCAAGGGAUGAAGCCGUGAAAGAAGGACAGCGUUUAUUGGGACACAUCGAGGCUGUUGAAGAAAGAGAAAGACAAAAAAUUAGUAAUCUACAGCGAAGUCUGUCAGAUGCUAAAGAGGACAAUAAUAAAAUAGCUCGUACACUGGAAAGUAUUAUGUCAUCGCAUGCACAGCUACAAACAACGGUCGAAAACUUACAAACAGAGCUUGGCAGAAAAGACAGUGAAAUUGUGGCUCUUAAGUCAGACAGGCGUAGUGGUCAACAUUCCGUACAGGAUCUACAGAAGGAGGUGGAGACCCUACAAAGUAAAUUACUAAAUAUGGAAUCUAUGGAAAACAGUGAGGUUGAACCGCUGAGACGGGCUGUAAACGCCGCAAAGAAGGACAAUUUAAAGAUGGCGUCCUCGUUAGAAGAACUUCUACAGUCAAAUAGCAGACUGCAAUUGAGCGUGGAAAAACUACAAAAUGAACUUCAGCAAAAAGAUUACCAUCUGAGAAUGCUAAAAGAUCAACGGGAGCAGGACCGAGCGCAGGUAGAACAGCAGAUAAACAGUUAUGAAGAGAGGCUGUCCAACAUAAAGGAACAAACCAAGACACAGAGGGAGUCGUCAAUGAAGAGAGUGCAGAGGGAGUUGAACGAGUUAAAGAAGACGUAUGAUGAGACAGUGAGUAAAGUAUCUGACCUGAGCCGAACUAAUACCGAACUGAGGCAUCGCGUUACCGAACUGGAACAUCAAAAUAAUCGACAGAAAGAAAGGAUACGCAGUCUGAAAGCACAGUUGGAACAUUACCAAAAGAAUAAGAAAAAUAACGACGAAAUGAGCGACAAAUUGAAGUCUAUUAGCAGUGAACUUGCAGGGCUAGAGAAGGUGAAGAAUGAGUAUAUGUUGAAAAAUACACAACAAUCCAAGACUAUCAGUACAUUUGUAUCCCAGAUAUCAAGUCUACAAGGCGAACUGAAAACGUUAUCCCAGUCACAAUUUGAUUUAUCAGAGAGAUGCAGAAAACAAGAAAAAAUCACGGAGAAGGAAAGGGCAAAGAAAGAAGAAAUUUAUAAAAAAUAUACAGCUCUUAAAAAAAAGGCGGAGGCUUUAGAAGAAGUUAAAACUCAGACGCAAGAUAAAUUGUUGGAAGCAAACAAUGAAUCAAUUCAGAUUUCUCAAAAUCUAGAAGAUGCGCAUGAAUGGUUUAAAAACAAAUUUGAAAACCUGCAAACUGAGUUGAAAAGAUCCAAAAAGAGCCAAGCAGCUUUGGAGAGGGCUACCAUGGAAACACAGGAACAGCUAAUGCAGGAAAAGCUGAGAGUGCAAGACACUGCGCAGAAAGCAAGAGAGUUGUUAAGAAAUUCCAGUGGGCAAUAUAUUGAAGAUUUAUCAACUGAGCUUGGUUAUUAUCGAAGUCUGUCACCGCUGUAACAAUUAUCUCCACUAGAUUGGUCUUCAUCACUAUUCACUUAUCCCGAAACUUACAAUUGUCAAACAGAUGCCGAAGAUAUGUGAAAAUGCUCAUCGAUAAUUGGAUUUAAUUGACCAGUCCUCAGGCCAUGUUUUGUUUGUUAUGUGGGUCCCAUGCCACACAUGUAUAAUACAUUAUUUGUUUACGUGUGAUUCAAGCACAUAUACUGCAUGAUGAUGGUGACUGUUGAUUUAACAUGUGACAUUUGCUUUUAGAAAAAUAUUUAUGUGCAACACACAUGGGAAAUUAUGAAAUUGCAUAGCAGUGAACAAAUUGGGGGUUCUAAUUUAGCAAAUGUGGCAAACUACAGAACAUACAACA
Saccoglossus kowalevskii is the source of this 2170-nucleotide messenger RNA. Its product is annotated as coiled-coil domain-containing protein 150-like. NCBI's taxonomy places the organism in Eukaryota, Metazoa, Hemichordata, Enteropneusta, Harrimaniidae. The record is from RefSeq and is a predicted model, not a curated record.